This is a messenger RNA of Micropterus salmoides (largemouth bass), 953 nucleotides long. RefSeq names its product feline leukemia virus subgroup C receptor-related protein 2-like. Gene Ontology annotation, molecular function: heme transmembrane transporter activity; heme binding. The record is from RefSeq and is a predicted model, not a curated record. Gene Ontology annotation, cellular component: membrane. Lineage: Eukaryota; Metazoa; Chordata; Actinopteri; Centrarchiformes; Centrarchidae. Bases 55 to 405 code for a protein of 116 amino acids. The transcript has 5 exons. Gene Ontology annotation, biological process: heme export.
AUAAGAAUUCAGAGUACGGACCUGUGUGUGUGUGUGUCCCCGUCCAGGUUCUUCAUGACAGGCUACCUGCCACUGGGCUUUGAGUUUGCGGUGGAGCUGACCUACCCAGAGUCAGAGGGAACCUCAUCCGGACUACUCAACUGUUCGGCACAGGUGUUUGGCAUUAUAUUCACCAUCUGCCAGGGGAAGAUCAUCGACAGCUUUGGCACACUUGCAGGAAACAUCUUCCUCUGUGUCUUUCUUCUAAUCGGUACAAUAAUGACAGGUUUAAUCAAGUCUGAUCUACGGAGACAAAAUGCAAACCUUCUGGCCAAAGCAACAGCAGCGGAGGCGCAGAAGUCAGGACACGACUACGGAGCCACGGCGCUCAUCUCCCAGCCACAGACUCUUCCUUCUCAAGCCUGAUCAAUGCACCUUUCUGCUUCCACAAAAAUCAAAUCUUCCACAAAGAUGCACAAAGGGACCUUCCGACUGCCACAAUGGGAGCCUGGCUGCACCUUCUGUCGUCAAAGAAGCAGUUUUAGACGCACAUGCACUAUCAUAAAAGUUUUGAGCAUAGAAAUUCCCUGCUCAGAAAUAUCUUUUUAUAUUUAAGUGUAAAUUAAAUGCUGUCCCUAAAUCUGCAAGACAAAUGUAUGAAAUGUUUGUUUGUGAGUUGAUCAUUUUACCUAUCAGUAUGUUAAAAGUAUACAGUUGAUUAUGUGCUGUGUGUGUGUGUAUGUGUAUAUAUGUGUGUAUAUAUAUAUAUACAUACAUUUGCCAAAAUGGAUAUACACAAAUUUUGUCAUUGCGUAAACCGUUAACCAUGUAAAUCCAGGAUCCACAGUUUUACGAGUGACUUUGGUAGAAAAUCCAUUCAGCAGAUGACAGACAGUUGUGUAAUAUGUGUAACAUUAUUCAUGUUUACUUAUUUAACAUCAAAUAAAACUGUUGUACGAUGUUUCUUUACUUCA